GUUUGUUUGAGUUGUAACACAACUUCCGGUGCAGCAGGGGGCGCUGCGGCCGCUGGAGGCGGCGAACAGCAGAAGGAACAACUACGGAAAAAGCUUUAUUAUCAUUAGCCUGUCAGGGUCCACAGGGAAACUUUCAGAUUGUUUUUCCCCCCGCUGUGCUCCCCCCACCCCCCGCCUGACGCUGCAGGACUGUUGGGACUCCAGCUCCUCGCCCGACCCGCCAACAUGCCGGCAGCACUUCAGGACUCCAGUCAGAUCAUCUGUGAYGUCUGGGCGAGCAACGUGGAGGAGGAGAUGAGGAAGAUCCGGCAGGUCAUUCAGAGCUACAACUARGUGGCCAUGGACACGGAGUUCCCCGGGGUGGUGGUGCGACCGAUCGGGGAGUUUCGCAGCACGGUGGACUACCAGUACCAGCUGCUCCGGUGCAACGUGGACCURCUGAAGAUCAUCCAGCUGGGCCUGACGUUCAUGAACGAGGACGGGGACUAUCCUCCGAACACGACCACGUGGCAGUUCAACUUCAAGUUCAACCUGACAGAGGACAUGUACUCGCAGGACUCCAUAGACCUGCUGCAGAACUCGGGCCUGCAGUUUAAAAAACACGAAGAGGAAGGCAUCGACACGCUUUACUUUGCUGAGCUCCUCAUGACCUCGGGCCUGGUGCUGUGUGAAAACGUCAAGUGGCUCUCCUUCCACAGUGGCUACGACUUCGGCUACCUGGUGAAGCUCCUGACGGACGCUCGGCUUCCUGAAGAGGAGCACGACUUCUUUCAGAUCCUCAACCUGUUCUUUCCUGCCAUCUACGACGUCAAAUACUUGAUGAAGAGUUGUAAGAGUUUAAAGGGUGGGCUGCAGGAAGUAGCGGACCAGCUGGAGUUGAAGCGGAUCGGACGGCAGCAUCAGGCUGGAUCAGACUCGUUGCUCACAGGGAUGGCUUUCUUCAGGAUGAAAGAGUUGUUUUUUGAAGACAACAUCGAUGAUGCAAAGUACUGUGGCAGACUCUACGGCCUGGGCUCGGGCUCCAGCCAACCCCAGAACGGCCUGUCCAGUUCGGGACCAGAGGAGACCAACAACAAGCACUGACCCCGUCGGCCCGGCCCGGCUCGGCUCGUUUUUAAACCUAACGGGUUCCCGCUCCCUCGUCACCGAAUCCCUCCGAGCCCGGCAGCUCUCCGGUGGACUCGUGGAGGAGAGCGGACCCCGGCAGCGGUUCGACCCGUCUCUUUUUUUAAAAUCCAAUUUUAAGACCAGACAGUUGGACUAGUUUUGUUUUUUUAUGAAAUUUUGCUUUUCCAGCAUCAGUUCCAGGAAGCGAGCAGCUCCUGCAUCUUACUGUGAUUUUAGACUCUUCAGUUCAGACUCUCCUCCUCRGUUUCUUUUUGUUUCUGCAGAGAUUUAAUUUGUGUUGAUGCUGGAAGGGCGUGCACAUUAAAGUGUAAACUUCUGAUGAAAAUAAAACUGUUUUAACUCAUUCCACACCGCAGGGAGCUCAGGCUGAGCCGCUUCGUCGCGCAUGUUCUCACCACACUCCGCGGCCCGUUUCACAUGUUCUGCUUCCUGUUUUUACUUCCUGCUUUGUUUUCAACACUUGGACAUUAAAUUGUUUUGUAUUUUCAA
Messenger RNA from Austrofundulus limnaeus, 1617 nucleotides. It is a transcript of the gene cnot8, whose product is annotated as CCR4-NOT transcription complex, subunit 8. NCBI's taxonomy places the organism in Eukaryota, Metazoa, Chordata, Actinopteri, Cyprinodontiformes, Rivulidae. The record is from RefSeq and is a predicted model, not a curated record. Gene Ontology annotation, molecular function: nucleic acid binding; poly(A)-specific ribonuclease activity. Gene Ontology annotation, cellular component: CCR4-NOT complex.